AUGUGCGAACAGCUCUGCUUCGCUAUACCGCAGGGAUAUAGUGACACGAACUACCGGUGCGCCUGUUCUACGGGCGUAUUGGCACCCGACAAGCAAAAGUGCAAAAACGUUGACGAAUACAUUGUGUUCACCACCAGAAAGGAGAUCCGGAGCGUGAAUCUGGACCCACAAGUCACGAGUGCUCCCUUCCCUCCGCGCGUUAAUCUCUCUAAUGUCGUCGGUCUUGACUUUGAUUACGCCAACAAACGUAUGUUUUUCACUCAAAUACGUCCCGACGGCGCCAUUUCAUGGAUUAAUGUCGACAAACGGGAUGAAGUGAAUGUGAUUUUGUCGAAAGGCAUAAAUCCCGAGGGAAUCGCUUACGACUGGACGGCACAGAAGAUCUAUUGGACCGAUUCGGCCAACAGAAGCAUAUACUCUAUGAAUUUGGACGGCUCUCAGAUCGUUAUGAUUACGCGAGUAGAGAGACCCCGUGCUAUAGUGGUGGACCCGUGCCAGGGAUUCAUGUAUUACACCGAUUGGGGCCGAUUUGGCAAUUCGGGCAAAAUAUUCAGGGCAACGAUGGCCGGUAACGAGAAAAAGGCUAUCGUUGAGAGCGAUUUGACACAACCGAGUGGUUUGAGUAUCGAUUACGAGGAGAAGAAGCUCUACUGGACGGACGCCUUGCGAGAGAAGAUUGAGAGAUCAGAUAUGGACGGAAAGAAUCGCGAAGUCUUAGUGUCGGCCACUAUAUACCCAUUCGCUAUUAAUGUGUUCGGGAACUACAUUUACUGGACAGACCUUCAAUUGCGAGGUGUCUAUAGGGCUGAGAAGCAUACCGGCGCCGGAAUGAUCGAAAUGGUUAAACGACUCGAAGAAUCGCCGCGCGAUAUACACAUCUACUCAUCGCAGAGGCAAUUGUGUGAUAAGAAUCCGUGUUCACUGAAUAACAACGGCGGGUGCGCUCAUUCCUGCCACCAGGCGCCCAAUGGGUCGGUCGAGUGUCGGUGCAAUACUGGCUUCAAACUGGCCAAUGAGAACAGGAUGUGUGUCCCCGAGAAUGUGAGCUGCGAGGAGACCAAAUACGCGUGCAGUAACUCCAAGUGCAUACCCCGGCUGUGGGCCUGCGAUGGCGAUGACGACUGCGGCGACAACACCGAUGAGGACAAACCCUACACACCUGUAGUCCUAAUGAGUUCCGGUGUGGUAAUGGUCGAUCACGAGAACGAUUGCGGAGACAAUACAGACGAAGAAGGAUGUCAAUACCCGCCCUGUGCUGAUGGCGAGUUCACGUGUGCCAACCAUAAGUGUAUCCCGAAAUCGCAGUUAUGUAAUGGUGUGAACGACUGCAAAGACACCAAGACAUCGGAUGAGAGUCACUCCAUAUGUCCGAACAACAGGACGUGUCCGGGAAAUCAUCUCAAGUGCGAGGGCACCAACAUAUGUGUCGAACCCUAUUGGCUCUGCGAUGGUGACAACGAUUGCGGCGAUAACUCGGACGAGAAUUCCCUGAUCUGUUCUCAGAGGACGUGCCCACCAAACAGCUUCCGGUGUCCGAACCACCGGUGCAUACCUGCGACCUGGUAUUGCGAUGGCGAUGACGACUGCGGCGGAUCUAAGGCCGACGAACCCGAAGAGUACUGCAAAAGUGAAAAGAGGACCUGUUUUGGAGACCUAUUCACCUGUGAUAACGGCAACUGUAUUCCGAGGAUAUAUAUCUGCGACGGCGAUAACGAUUGUCUCGACAACUCUGAUGAGGACAUAAGACACCAGUGCGACACUCGACAGUGCGAUCCUGACCGGGAGUUCACGUGUUCGGCCAACAAGAACUGGGGUCGAGCGCAGUGUAUACCCAAACGAUGGAUCUGCGACGGAGAUCCAGACUGCGUGGACGGCGCCGAUGAAAACACGACUGUUCACAACUGCCCGCCCCCCGAGCCCUGCGAAACGGAUCAGUUCAGGUGCAAUAACCACCGGUGUAUCAACAAGGAAUGGGUUUGUGACCACGACAACGACUGCGGCGAUGGAUCUGAUGAGCACAGGAACUGUACGUUCAGGACGUGUUCGCCCGAAGAGUUUUCGUGUCGAAACACCAAAUGUAUCCGAAAGACAUACUUAUGCGACGGCGAAGAUGAUUGCGGCGAUGGAAGCGAUGAGAAUCAGCCGCAAUGCAAGACCGAAGCGCCCACUUGUGCGGGCGGACAGUUCCGGUGCAAAAGCGGUCAAUGCAUUACAUAUGAACGCGUCUGCAAUAAACAGAUCGACUGCGACGACGGCAGUGAUGAGCCCUCGCAUUGCAAUGUCGAUGAAUGCGCCAAAACCGAGAUCAAUGAAUGCGAACACAAAUGCGUGAAUACUUUGACCAGUUUUUACUGCGAGUGCAAUGAAGGCUAUUAUCUCAUGAAAGACGGGAAGGCCUGCGAAGACAUCGAUGAGUGCAAUACACUGAAGGGAAAGUGCAGUCAAUACUGUUUCAAUACUCCCGGUUCUUAUUACUGCAAGUGUAACGAAACCUAUUACGAGCGCGAACUGAAUGGACACGUAUGCAAGCGCCGGGAUAACAUCGAGCCGUGGAUUAUAUUCAGUAACCGAUAUUACUUGCGAAACAUCAGUACCGACGGCUCGGUCUAUAAUCUCAUUAAAAUGGAUCUCAAGAACGUUGUGGCUCUGGAUUUCGAUUACAGGGAGGAGCGGGUCUAUUACGCGGACGUCGGCAACAAAACCAUUAACAGAAUCUUCACGAACGGAACGGGAGAGCAGAAUGUGAUCAGACAUGAGGCGCACGGCUUGGAAGGCAUUGCCGUGGAUUGGGUCGGGAGGAAGAUCUAUUGGAUGGACAGAACGAGUAAACACAUAGAAGUGGCCGAAUUGGACGGCAAUCAUCGCAAGACUGUUCUCGGAAGAAGUAUAUCCGAUCCGCGAGCCAUUGCAGUGCACCCGGGAAUCGGUUACAUAUUCUUCACCGAUUGGGGGCACCACUCGUGUAUCGGGAAGUUAGGAAUGGACGGCACGAACUUCACCAGAAUUAUCACAUACGAGCAGAAGCUGGUCUGGCCUAACGCCUUGACGAUUGAUUACUUCAGUAAUAAGCUGUUUUGGGCGGACGCGCACCUGGACUACAUCGAGUACUCCGACUUUGAGGGCCGGCACAGACAUACGGUGCUGAGCGGCAGUUCUGUUCCCCACGUGUUUGCAUUGUCCGUAUUUGACGAUUGGCUGUAUUGGACGGACUGGAACACCAAAGGCUUAGUAAAGGCACACAAGUUUUCCGGCGAACACCUACAGGUUCUGAGGAAUACCUCUCACAGACCCUACGAUAUUCACAUCUAUCACCCGUUGAAACAAUUGCCUUACGAUAACCCAUGCGGUGAUAACAACGGCGGCUGUUCUCACUUGUGUCUUAUAGCACCGGGUGGUCAGACAUACUCGUGCGCCUGUCCUAACAAUUUCCUACUCCGAGAGGACAAUAAGACAUGUAUUGCCAACUGCACGAAAGGGCAGCACAGGUGUCAGGCGCCCGAUGACCGGUGUAUACCUGUCUUCUGGACGUGUGAUGGCGAUAAGGACUGUAGGGACGGGUCGGAUGAGAUGAACUGCGCGCCCUUUAUGUGCAAACCGGGAAUGUUUCAGUGCAGGAAUAACCACACCUGUAUCUCCAGGAUCAGGAUCUGCGACGGUAUCCCCGACUGUAGCGACAAAUCGGACGAAAGUUUCUGCGACACCGAUUGCGGCGAACACAGCUUCAAAUGCCGGUCCACCGGCAGGUGUGUCCCCGACUCGUGGCAGUGCGACGGCGAUAACGACUGCUCCGACGGCUCCGAUGAGGACUCGUCUGUCUGUCAUUCGCGGCAAUGCGAUAAAGACACGCAAUAUCAGUGCAAAAACGGCAAAUGCAUUCCCAAACUCUGGUUCUGUGACUUCGAUGACGAUUGUGGUGAUAAUUCGGACGAACCGGCGCACAGGUGUAGGAAUCGGAACUGUAGUACCGGUUGGCAGAAGUGUCCGACGAGAAACAACUACAGGUGUAUCCCGAGUUGGCUCUUCUGCGACGGCAAAGACGACUGUCGCGACAAUUCGGACGAAAGUAAUACCGACUUCUGUCCCAAAUGUCACGAAUCGGGAGACUUUAAGUGCAAAAACGGCAGAUGUAUUCCUCUGCGGUGGCGAUGCGACUUCGAGGACGAUUGCGGCGAUAAAUCAGAUGAGGAGCACUCAAUGUGUGUCGAUCUCUAUCGCGAGUGUUCAGAGAGUGAGUUCCAGUGCGGCAACAAGAAGUGCAUUCCCUCGCGAUGGCGGUGCGAUCACGACGACGACUGCGAUGACGGCUCCGACGAGAAGGAGUGCCUCGACUAUCGCUGCAAAGACGAUCAGUUCAAGUGCAGGAGCGGCCACUGUAUCCCACAGAAGCUGGUCUGCGACGGAAACAAGGACUGUAAGGACGUAUCGGACGAGACCAACUGUCCCACGCGUUUCCCGAACGGCCGCUUCUGUCAGGAUUCUCUAUAUCAGUGCAAUAACACCGUCUGUUUGCGGCCCGACUUCUUGUGCGACGGCGACGAUGAUUGCGGCGACGGAACCGAUGAGUUGGAGUCCAUGUGUCAGAGCUUCGAGUGCGACCUGACCCGCAAGUUUCAGUGCAAUAACAAGAGGUGUAUACCGUUGUGGCAGAUAUGCAAUGGACAGGACGAGUGCGGCGAUGGAAGUGAUGAGAACAACCACACGCUGUGCCGCAAAUGGCCCCUUCCCUGUCUGUCCAAUCAGUUCAAGUGUGCGAACGAACAGUGCGUUGCCUUAGACAAGGUUUGCGACCAUAACGACGAUUGUGGAGAUCUGUCCGAUGAAAAGGGAUGUCAUAAAGGAGUUUGCAAUAAAGAGACGAAAGGUCACUGUCAGCACAACUGCUCUGUGGUGGGAGAGGGCGGCUAUAUCUGUGCGGACGAACAGAACUGUCCACCGAUUGUCUGCUCCUCCACUCAGUUCCAGUGCGCGAAUCUCAAGCAAUGCAUUCACGAGAGCUAUCACUGCGAUGGCGUCAGUGACUGUCAGGACGGCUCCGACGAAAAAGGCUGUCCGUCGCUGUCCGCUAAUCAAUGCGACGCCGAAAAGCAAUUUCAAUGUCAGACCUCAAGAAUAUGUAUUCCCAAGUCUGACGGAAAUCCCGACUGCGAGGACAGUAGUGACGAGCCCUCCACGUGCGGCGAGAUUGAGUGCCCCAGCAAUCACUUUAAGUGCAAUAAUUCAAAAUGUAUUUUUAAAUCUUGGAUUUGUGAUCAAACGGACGACUGCGGCGAUAACUCGGACGAAGAUCAGCGGCACGCGUGCGGACCCACUCAUUACGACUGUCCCAGCGGUCAGUGGAUGUGUCCCAACAUUACCAACCGAUGCAUUCCUAUCAACAAAAUAUGUGAUAAACAACUUGACUGUCCUAAUGGUGCCGACGAGGGUCCGGCCUGUGAUCUGCAGACGUGCUCUAACAACCAGUGCACCCAUAACUGCACCCAAACCCCAUUCGGCCCCCUUUGCACCUGUCCUAUGGGUGAGCGGCUGAACGACACGAGAACCUGUAUGGAUAUCGACGAGUGUUCAAUAGUCGGCAGUUGUAGUCACAAGUGUUUCAACGAAAAGGCGUCGUUCAGGUGUCUGUGCGAAGACGGCUACCAAUUGGAGAACAAAACGUAUUGCAAAGCCAUCAACAGAAGCAUCGCUUACCUCGUGAUCUCCAAUCGGCGCUCAAUUCUGGUCGCAAACAUCACUAACGUAUCGCUGGAGAGAGUGCCGGUGCGGGUGGAGAACGUGGUGGCCACCGCUUCCGAGAUGAUCACCGGCACUAUCUAUUGGUCUGAUAUGCACUCGAAGAAGAUCUACAGAAUGAAGAAGGGCUCGGCUGACCCCGAGGUUGUGGUGGGCAGUGGUCUCGACUUAGUCGAGGGGCUGGCCGUCGAUUGGGUGGCAAACAAUCUCUAUUGGGUUGACUCGCGACUCAAAACAAUCGAAGUGUCGACAAUCAACGGCCAAAACCAUAUCGUGCUGUUGUCGCAGAACAUAAGCCAACCGCGGGGUAUAUGUCUGGACCCGCGAGAGGACGCCCGGAUCCUCUUCUGGACGGAUUGGGGCGAAAACCCACGCAUCGAAAGAGUGGGAAUGGAUGGCAGCGAACGCAAAGUGAUUGUGAGCACCAAAAUCUAUUGGCCAAACGGCUUGACCCUCGAUAUCCCCACCCGACGCGUGUACUUCGCCGACUCGAAGCUGGAUUACAUCGACUUCUGCAACUACGACGGCUCCGGCAGGCAACAGGUGUUGGCCCACAACCACUAUCUCCUUCACCCACACUCACUGACGGUCUUCGAGGACACGCUUUACUGGACGGAUCGUCAGCUAAAUCGAGUGCUUUCUUGCCAUAAAUACAAAGGAAUCAAUCAAACGGUUGUCUCGCAUCUGGUGAGUCAGCCACUCGGCAUUCACAUCAAUCACCCGUUGCUUCAGCCGCCGGCCCCCAACCCGUGCGCGAAAGCCUCGUGUUCUCACUUAUGCCUACUGUCCCCGCGAACCGAGGGCUACACCUGUAAGUGUCCGCCCGGUUACGGACAGGACAGGACCGCUGCCGGCGGUCGGUGCAUACCAGUGGAGACGCCGUACCUCAUGGUUAUGAAAGGCACGCAAAUCGUUGACUUGAGUUUGACGCCAAACGAGAAAUCUGUCGGACAUUUCACGCCAGUUAUUGGCGUCGAGAAUGGCUACGACUUUGAUUACGACAAACAGGAGGGCUAUAUAUAUUGGGUGCAACUCCGGGAGGACGACAAAGAGAACGGAACCCUCUAUAAAGUGAGUCUUAAGGGCGGAAAUCAGACGAAAUUCCUGCCGGACGGCAUCGUUGGCGCGCCCUAUUGUAUAGCGUUUGAUUGGAUCGGACGUAACCUAUACAUCGGCAACAAGAAGGCCUCGAAUAUAGCGGUCGUCAAAACGGACGGCGAAAAGUAUUACCGACGGACUGUCCUCAGCAAUGAUGGCUCGGAAAAAGGUGUCGCCAAACCUAAGGCUAUAGUCUUAGACCCAUUGCAGGGAAAGCUGUAUUGGCUGGACGAGGGAGGCGUAGGGGUGCCGCAGAAGGUGUCGCGCGCUAAUAUGGACGGCUCUAACGCCACGGUUCUCGUGAGAGAAUCCCUACAUCACGUCGAGGCACUCACUUUUGAUCUCAUGAAUAAGCGCCUGUAUUUCAGUCAGAGCUAUACCGGAGUCAUCGAGAGUGUGGACCCGGAGGGAAGAGAUCGGCGAACUAUCGUCAUAUCCAGCUCUGGAAUCGCCAAACCUCAGGGUCUCUCUGUGUAUAACAAUCGUCUCUAUUAUUUGGAUUCCGUGUACGAGAAGAUAUCGCGAGUGAACCUUCCGGACGGCGGGAACUCCAUCACCAUCGAGGAGAACACCCCUUCGCUCUCCAACAUUAAGAUAUACAGCAAAAGACCCGGAGUGGAGAACCAUCCGUGCCGUAUGGGGAACGGCGGGUGUCAGCAACUGUGCAUACCAUCCGAGAACAAUCAGCGCAAGUGUUUGUGUAGUACGGGAUUCAAGACGGAUGGCGAGACCAACUGUCAGGCCUAUAAGUCCUUCGCCGUCGUCUCAUCGCUCAACAAAAUGCAAGGCUUUAGUCUCGAAGAUCACGCCGAAGCCAUUCAACCGCUGGCCGGCGCCGGACACAACAUACUCCACAUCGACGUGAAUGUCGUGAAGAGUCACAUCUAUUGGGUUGAGUACAAUCCCGGCGAGAGGAACGGUAUCUAUCGUAUCAAACCGGACGGCACGGAGAAGCAGCACAUUAUAUCCGACGGCAUCGGAAGUAACGGCAUUCGAGGCAUCGCUAUCGACUGGAUCGCCGGCAACAUGUACUUCACAAAUGUCUUCCCGCACGAGACCUACAUUGAGGUGAGCUAUUUGGACGGUUCCCACCGAAUGGUUUUAGUCAAGACAACGACCGACGCGCCCCGAGAAAUAGCCGUCAAUCCGAUUAAGCGGUUCCUGUAUUGGAUAGAUUACGGACAGUUCCCCAAAAUAGAAAAGGCGUUACUCGACGGCACCAACAGGACGCCCAUUGUCGUGACCGGAAUCAGUAAUCCCAGAGACCUGACCAUCGAUAUACUCACUCACGAUGUCUAUUGGGUCGACGCCAGAGAGGAUGCCAUUCAAAAGGUAUCCUUCUCUGGUGGGCGCCGGCAAUACAUCUGGAAAAACCUGCCGACGCCGUACGGCGUGUCCAUCCUGGGCUCGACCGUGUAUUGGGUCGACAGAAAUUUGCGGACAAUUUUCAGGGGCAAUAAGUUCGCGACCGACAACCGGACGUUAGCGCCCGAGCCAUUCAAAUCCAAUUUAGAUACGUUGCGAGAUAUUGUCAUAUUUGAUGCCAAUAACCAACCGCCCGGAGAGUCGCCCUGUUCUCGAUUGGGAGACCGUAUGUGCGAACAGCUCUGCUUCGCUAUACCGCAGGGAUAUAGUGACACGAACUACCGGUGCGCC
This is a messenger RNA of Oppiella nova, 8484 nucleotides long. The record is from the annotation of a GenBank genome assembly. NCBI's taxonomy places the organism in Eukaryota, Metazoa, Arthropoda, Arachnida, Sarcoptiformes, Oppiidae.